AUGAUCGACUCAGACCUAGAUCAGCCAGCAGAUGCAUCUCGUUCAAUGUCCAUCGGCUCGGAAGAUGACACAUCCCCAAGCGUUCUACCCCGCGGCAUCGAGUCUCCUCUGCCAGCAGCACAGGGCGUAGCUCAGACUAUUUUGAGAGGGCUAAAGGACGAAAAUACUAGGUCUCUUCUCAGUUCCAAUGUGUUUUGUCACCUCAAGACCGUGGAGUCUCGCUUCUGGGGGAACGAGAAGUGCAUCCAGGCCAUAGAGGUUGCCAUGCGAGAGAUCUCGCAGUUGGAGAACUCCGUCCACAAUACGUGGAUAUUCAACAUUAAGCUAAUCUGGACCCAAGUAUAUUAUGAGGCGUACCAAUUCGAGGGUUUCCGAAUUCCUUUUGAAAGAAAUUUCAUCCUCUCCCUCCCAGAUCUCCUUCACAACCCACAUGUUCAACUCGACCCAACAAUACGAAUUGUGUAUUACAACGUCCUCUUUCAAGGGUUUUUGGUGGACCCGGACCCCUAUCCUAACAGAGGCGCCAUCGUGGAAUUCCUUUGCCACUCCUGUAUGGAGCUAACGGAAAGCUGGCUAGCCCAGAUUAAGAAUACCCCGGCUGACUUGUUCGCUGCCUUCUUUAUGAUGUCCAUGUCUCUUGAAGCUUGCAACAGUGAACUGUCCUGGAGGAUUGUGGCCCAUGCUUGUACUAUUGCUCGGGCUCUUGGAUAUUUCUCUGUUGAUGCCGACCAACCAACACCCAGUCAGCAGAUUUUGCGGCCAGGCGGUCCCCCUGAUCCUGAAAGUCAGAUUGAGAAGAACAGGAUGCGCUUUGAAUUUUGGCACUUACUACGAACGGACUGCGUAUUCCGCUUGUCCUUUGGUAAACCAGCGCUCAUUGCCGACGGGUCUUGGACGGUAAAUUUUCCGGAUCCGAGUAUCACUGGAGUUGAUCACGCAUCCACCCGGUUCAUACAAAUCCAUUUCUUUGCUUCCAUGCGUCUCACGUUGGUUCUGAUAAAAUAUUUGGACAUGGUCGAUGCGGAACCCGACGUGGACACACCCGAGUACGAUAGGACAAUAGAUGGUCUCAUUGCCGAGGUCCAAACCAUCAUGUCCGACUGGUCGCCGGAGGAACUCCUGACUACGACUACGAACCGCAUGGAUACCUGGUUUUGCGUGGACAUCCUAUUCAGCAGCUACAAAAUGCUCAUCGUUUUCUACCAAGCGAAGAAAUGUAACCAAGAUAGCCAAUUCCUACCAUAUCACACGGUCGACAUUGCACGGAAGAGCCUUCAUAUGUCCCGGUCCCUCAUGUCGUCCUCUACACACCCAUAUUGGGGUAUCAGUCUCAUCCUUCUCCAUCAGUUUGUUCCAUUAUUUAUUGUCUCCAUGAAUAUGAUCGGAUCUCCGGAGUGUGGAAAUGCCGAAGCCGAUCUCGGUCUAGUGUCUUGGUUUAACCAAUUCGUCGAGACGGCGGCCCAGGAGCGAGGGGAGCUCAAACCAUUGAGUAUCAUAAUGAAGGCAAUGGCUAUAGCCUCUCAACACUCGGUGACAGGCUCACAUUGA
Molecule: messenger RNA, 1548 nt
Organism: Aspergillus niger
Lineage: Eukaryota; Fungi; Ascomycota; Eurotiomycetes; Eurotiales; Aspergillaceae
Exons: 5
Coding region: 1-1548 (515 amino acids)
Biological process (GO): DNA-templated transcription
Molecular function (GO): zinc ion binding; DNA binding
Source: RefSeq, a predicted model, not a curated record